Messenger RNA from Mangifera indica (mango), 1734 nucleotides. Its product is annotated as nuclear transcription factor Y subunit A-10-like. NCBI's taxonomy places the organism in Eukaryota, Viridiplantae, Streptophyta, Magnoliopsida, Sapindales, Anacardiaceae. The record is from RefSeq and is a predicted model, not a curated record. Gene Ontology annotation, molecular function: DNA-binding transcription factor activity, RNA polymerase II-specific; RNA polymerase II cis-regulatory region sequence-specific DNA binding. The transcript has 6 exons. Bases 317 to 1267 code for a protein of 316 amino acids. Gene Ontology annotation, biological process: regulation of transcription by RNA polymerase II.
UGAAAGCUGAAGCUUAUUGGUUAAUGUCGUCUACUUCAGUUCUAUUUACACUAGAACGCUAACUUCCACUCUUCUCUCUCUUGGUUUUCUCUAUAAUUCUUUUGCUUCUUAUUGUACCGACAUGAGUCCUUGCAAAUGGGGUUUCUCUCCCUCUCCUUCUCCUUCUCCUUCUCCUUCUUCCUCUUAGUCUUCCAACUCACUUAGCUUCGGUCUUCUUGUUUCUUCAACUGUUUCCGGGUAUUGUCAGAGUCCUCUUUGGAAGUUAUUUAAAAGGAGGCGGUGAAAAAUUGUUGCUUGGAACACUUUGAGGGGGGAAAUGGCGAUGCAAACUGUGUAUUUGAAAGAGCAUGAAGGGAAUGUUCAUAACUCGAUUGGGCAACUUUCAUCUGUGCCAGCAGCACCUUGGUGGAGUCAGUUGGGAUCUCAGCCGGUUUAUGGGGCAACCUGUGGCCAAUUGAAGUCCUUUUCCAUGGAAAUCUCCACUGAAGAGGCAGGUCAAAGGCUUGAUAAGGGGAACCCAACACAUUUCACUUUUUUCCCUGGUGAUUGCAAAAGUUCCCCUGAUGGACACAAGCAUCCUGGUGCCAUUUCUCUACAAUCACCUCAGCCAGAAAAUCGUGCUUGUUUUGAGAUAGGUUUUGGGCAGCACAUGAUCUGUGCGAAAUACCCGUAUGUAGAUCAAUAUUAUGGAGUACUCUCCACUUACGGACCUCAAAUUUCAGGCCGGAUCAUGCUGCCACUGAACCUGUCAAGUGAUGACGGACCAAUAUAUGUUAAUGCUAAGCAGUAUCAUGGGAUCAUUAGGCGCCGGAAGUCACGUGCUAAGGCUGUACUUGAGAAUAAAAUGGCUUCCAGACGCAAGCCGUAUAUGCACCAUUCACGCCAUCUCCAUGCCAUUCGUCGACCAAGGGGGUGUGGAGGCCGUUUCUUGAACACAAAAGAUCUGAGAAAACAGAAUGGCAGAACUGAGGAGAAGAAAGGUGGUGAGGAACAACUUUUGCUGCCCUCUGGUUCUCAAGGUUCUGAAGUCCUGCAAUCUGAGGGUGGAAAUUUGAAUUCUUCAAAAGAAACACACUGCAACACAUCAACUCUUUCAGGCUCAGAGGUGACCAGCAUGUACUCUAGGGGGGAUUUUGAUUGCUUUCCAUUUAGUCAUCUCAGACCAUCUGUCCAGUCCUUCUCUGGAAAUAUGAACAGUGGCCACGGCAUUGCUAUGCCCAACCAUUGGGUUGCUGCAGCAGAUGGCUGCAACAACCUUAAAGCUUGACAGCAAGGAACUGCCGGGGGAUUGGGCUGCAUGCACCAAGCCCCCUCCCUGCUGUGACCAAAUGGAGCAGUUCAUUGGAUUGCCCAGCUCACCAUUUGGUUUAGGCAAAUCAUUCUUGGCUCAUUAAGCAUUAUGGUCAUCUUUUCCACACCAUGCAGCGCUGUAGUCAUGGAGUGCUAGAGAUGCUUACACCCUGAUGCACUUCAAAAAACUUAUAAACUAAAAAAUAAACCAUAAAAUGGGUUUAUUCCCAUUUAUCCAAUAGAUGUGCUCGAUUUGGGUUUGAGAAUUUAAAAAAAAAAAAAAAAAAAAGACUAUGUUUAAGUGUGCACUUCUUGAAAGUUAAUUGUCUGAGUUUCAGGAUUUUAGAGUCUAUGGUAUCAUAGAAGUUGUGUUCCUGCAUGUCGACUGUACUCAAUGUAAGAAAAGGCUUUGCUUGAUUAUUAUAUUAUGGAGUGCUUUAUACG